Messenger RNA from Colletotrichum phormii, 4707 nucleotides. RefSeq lists its product as uncharacterized. NCBI's taxonomy places the organism in Eukaryota, Fungi, Ascomycota, Sordariomycetes, Glomerellales, Glomerellaceae. The record is from RefSeq and is a predicted model, not a curated record. The transcript is spliced from 2 exons. The coding region runs from base 1 to 4707 and encodes 1568 amino acids.
AUGUUUGGAGGUUCGAGAAGGCACCGUCAGGCCAAUCAGCCAUUGACCGCCGCAACCGCAAAUCCUAAUGCUGCUACGGCAGCUGCCUCAGCCUUUGCGCGACGCGCAUCCAGCUCGUCUCUGUCAUCUGCUGCCGCCGCCGCUGCCUUGCGAUCGCGACCUACAACACCCAUCAAUGUCGCCGAAGUACAGACAAAGCGGACACAAAGGCGCAGUCGAUCGGUCUCGUCGCAGCGAAGCCAGGACACUCAAAGGGACCUACACCGAUCGCCUAGCCAGAACUCCAUGACCGAACGGACCUUCCGCUCACCUUCACCACACCGAACACCGAUAGCUGCUGCCCCCGAUGCGCCACCAGUCCCGAAUAUCCCGGACGACAUGCGAUCCAUCACGAGCCAGAGCUCUUCCCACAAGAGGUCAACGAGCCUACAGAUGCAGCCGUUCCGCGUAGCGAGUCAGAAGAAACAAGACGGCGCCGGAUCGUGGUUUGGGGCCGCGCACGAGGGCAAUUUGGCCAACGUGAGAACGUCGGAUGCCCCAAUGCGCGUCGCCUCUCCAGAGUCUCGCCCGGGAGCUGUAAGCCCAACUUCUUCUAUAAACUUUUCAUAUCCGAGGGUGCCAGGCGCAUCGCCCCCGGCAUCACCAACCAUCGAGAGCAUGUCAAUGACAAGUAGCCAGCGAUUUGUCUCACCCCGCCGAUCAGAGUCAGCAGCGUCGCGCCACACGACGGCGUCAGAUACUCAGUCACUCGUGUAUGAUCCCAAUUCGAGGAGGAUGGUUCCUAGAGUGAGUCUGCUGGUAAGCGAACAGAAAGUUCGGGAUGCUGCUGAGAAGCCCGUCAAGAAGUCAAAACACCAGCAAGGUUUGUCCAGAAGUGGUUCCCACUUGGCCAAAGGUACGAUGGGGAGAGCGCAAGGCACUGCGGUCGCAGCUGAAGAGCCCACGCGUGCAAGUGCGUCUACCCCUGCAUCGACACCAGCACCGAAGCAACAAUCACAAGUUCGGGUUCCCACCGGUGCUCCCGAGCAACAAAGUCAACCUCAAACUGAGGAGACUGUACCGCCGAAGACUGUACCGACGCAUCACCAGCAACCGCCUCCAGCACCUGUCGUAACCAUCAAACAGCUUUCUCAACGUGAAACAGAAACCGCUCACACGCAACCGGCAUCUAACCCCGAGGUAGAGCAGCCGGUUGUGCAGGAUGUACGUAAGAGUGAUGGUGCCACGAUUCUGCCGCAUUCGGAACCUCGCCAAGGCGCGCCCAAAUUAGGAAGGAAACCUUCUAUAGUACAGGAGGAAUCCGAGGACGAUCUGGAGGAUUCCGACGAGGACGAAGCCCCACAGCCUCCGGUGCGCCACGAUGUUUCUGAUGUUCUUGACGCCGUACCUGUGAGGUCUUCAGCGCCCCCGAAGCAACCAACGCUGUCAUCCGAAAGCACAGCUGUCGAAGCUCCAGCACAGACGUCGUCCCAAAGGCAACCUAGUCCUUCACAGCUUAAGCAGCAUGGCAGUAUCAGGAACGGACGUGCUCACUCGAGCAGUCCUGCAAGAUCAGCACGCUUUGCAUUAGGCGCAGAUCAAUUAGCCAUCAGGCACGAGCCUCCUCCUCGAUCCGUCUCGCCUCGAAAGUCCGCCAUGAAACAUUCAAUUAGCCCAUCCCGCGGUGCCUCACCGUCAGAUGAGGGCUCUGAAGCGUCGGGGCCAAGCCGGUUUGGCAGCGAGGUCACCGCAGUGGAGGCGCCGGUGCCACGCAAAAAGAGUGUACGGGUCAGCUUUGACGAUGAGAACACCAAGGUCGUAGGACAAUCCGCUGCAAAGCCGGAGCUGGAUUCACCUCUUCCCUUGAGUCCUCAAAACACGAAACGACAUUGGUACAACCACCUGGGCCGAAGCCGAAAGAAAGAUGCGGUUGCCCUGGAUGAAGACGAAGUCAUGCAACCACGACCCGCCUUGCCCACAUUCGGCAGUGUCCGUGAGAAGAUGCCGCGGGACAGUGAGGAGGAGCGGCCACUCGUACGGCCCACUGAAUCACCGACGACAUCUGGCCCAGAUACCCCGGAACGCACACCGGACCGGUCGAUCCCACUUGGGCAGUCCAACGACCACAAUGUUGGCUCGAUUCUCCAUCUUCAGGAGCAGACGGCUAGAAACCCUGCAAACAUAUCGAGAUUCAGAGAGCCAUUGCCGCCCGUGGUUACGUCGAUGGAAGGUAGUGGCUAUUAUUCGCCCAGCAGCACGAGUUCGGAAGAUGAAGACGAGGCGGAAGUUUUCCAGGACUCAGAGGUUAUCCAGGAGCCCGCGCCAACCUUGCCUCCUGCGCAAGUCAAGGAGGAAAUCAUUGCCGACCAUCCUGAAUUGGUCGACCAGCCGCAAUAUUCGACAGGCCCCGUUCACGAGAAUAACAUUGAACGGCAAGAGGAUUACCUCCCUUCUAUCUCCGUUAUUCAACCGACACCAACUCCCAGGGAGACAGUCAGCAACGACCCAGCCAGUCUGUCAGGUCCAAGCUACUUUGAUGUUCCGGGAGGUUUCCCGAGCGAUGACAGCGAGGACAACGGUCCGCAAACCCGCGCUGUGCCUACCACAGAUGUGACGAAGCAUGAUCAGCCGACAUCGACGGCAGUUUCCAACGGCGCCGCCAAAUCUUCCGCAAUUGCCGUUCCCCAAUCCAUUCCCACCGAUGAAUCUGCGUCCGAAGGCGAUAGCAUCUACAGUGACGCAUACGAAGACCUCUCAGAUAUCGACGGAGACGGUUUCAUGUCUCUCGACGCCGUUGUCGCAUCACCCGUUUCCGACAAGGUUUCUCAGAAGCUCUACAAGAAGGCUCUAGCAGAUUCCCAAAAGGGGACUGCUCACGACGCUGAUGUCUCAGGAACGCACUAUGCGCCGGACGUUUCGCAGUUGUCAAAUGGCUCGCAGCAACCAGAGGAUGAGUGGGAGAAGGCCAAGCUCUACUGGAAAGGAUUGACAAGUGACAAGCGGAAACAACUCGAGCAAGAGGCGUUGGAGGAAGCCGGGGCCGAAGGCGACCUCGAAGAGGUUGGCCAGCCCGUGAAGCCCAAGAGGAAGAAGUCUGUUCGCAAGAGCGACCCUGUCGAACAACAGCAGGCUUCCACCAACCCAGAACGCGUUUACCAAAUCCAGUCUGGAACUAGAGCCGCCGAUGAAGAGGACCAAGCAGAGCCGCCAGUCGCUAUUCGGAAGACUAUGCGAGGACGGCAGGCUCAAGAGGCAGCACCAGCUAAUGGGAGACUCCAGAAGACAAUGCGUGGUGCACCUACACAGCCGUCUGCGGCUACAAACUCCGGUAUGCGAAAGUCGAUGCGAUCGGACAUUCAAGCUCCUCAAGGCUCUCACCAAACACAAGCUGCGGCUCCUGGAGGCAUGAGGAAGUCUAUGAGACAGAAUGGCUCGUCUCAAUCAGGGGCUGUUCCCCAGCAAAGGGCAGCCCCCGUAACUUUGACUAGCCAGGACACUCGUUCUAAGCACCUCUCCAUGGACAGCACAAUGUCGAGCGUUGAGAUGGCGAAAGCCAUGCAAGCAGCGAUGCAGUCGACACCCCGUCGACGAGGAUCCGAUUCCAGCGAGACCAGUUUUCGACGGUCUCGGCCAAAGCAGGAAGGAUUUGGCUUCCGAAAAUCGAUGCGAUCCAAUGGGGAGGCCGAGCAGGCGGCGGCCGGUAGGAACUCGCGCUUCAGCCUCCGGUCAAUGUCUCCACCCGCCUCGCCGUCUCAGCCACCGAUUAGCAUGGGCAACCGUACAACUAUGCGAGGCACGCUGCGAAGUGAUUCGAGUGAUGGAAGCACGCGUCGCAUGCGCCUACCGUCUUUCGGCAAGUCAUCUUCCAAAAAGGUGACGGGAAACCCGGCGAAACCGGGGAAGAGCCGCUUUGGCGACUCGAGCGACGAAGACGAUGCUGGGCCCUCUGGAUUCCGCAGCCGAUUUGUCGACUCUAGCGACGAAGAUGAAAAGACAGCGCCUGCAUCCGCACCGCACAACGUGCCGAAGAGCAUGCGCGCAUCAAGCUCCGCUGCAGCGGCUGCAAUGAAGGUCCCUUCUCCUCGAUACGACGAAAAGGCAGAAGAUUCUCCGGACCUGCCUGACAGUAGCGACGAGGAGGCGCCGCCGCUGCCGGUUCUGCAAAAGCCUAAACUAUCUCCGAGAAAGGUCUCUGGCGCUAGCGGCCGCCUGGUGAAGUCUCAAACGGACGGUCAUGGCUUGCCGUCCUCGGGGUCUCCUCGUGGAGGGCUUAUGGAGUCAUCCACGGCUCCUGUCGUCAACACCCGACCAAACCACGAACGCAGAGGCAGCUUCCUCUCUAUUCUUCGGCGCAGAAAGGACUCUGAUGCCGGGAAGAUCUCUCGGCCCGCCGCCGGCGAGAGCGGCGCCAGGAUGGACACGAAGCUGGAGCGCAGCGCCUCGGAGAUCUCGGCUCUCCGUGGCACAAACGGGUCGAAGCUCCAGAAGCUACCCAUGGAGAACUGGCCUCUCGUUGAGGAGAACUUUGACGAUGAGAAGCGCCCGAUGACGGCUGAUAACAACAAGCCCGUGGACGCGUCCAGGCCGACGUUUAUGAAGCGCCGGAGCACCAACCAGGUACUUACCUCGGGGUAUCAAGAAGACCAAGAGAGCGUCCUGCUGGACUCCUCGGGCAAGAAGAAGAAGAAGUUUGGCACGCUCAGGCGCAUGUUCAAGCUUGAUGACUAG